AUGUCAUCGUCCGACAAACCAACUCUAUCGUCUUCACCAUCCAACUCCACUCGUAAUCCACCUGCUCCUACUUCAUCACGACCAAUCCCAACUGCCAACUUGAACAACCUUUCUCUGUUAUCCGAAUCGUCCACAGGAAGCUGGGAAAGAGGAAGGAUGCACGGUAACGCCCGAUCACCCCCAACUCACACAUCAAGCUUGGAAGCUGGCUUACCCGGUGCUCCCGGUUCUUCCUCGGCGGAGGGAGGGUUGAAUAAACCUUGGCCAGCUAAUCAAGGAUUGAGUAAACCUGAUCCAGCAACUGGCAGAGUCAAAUUCCAACCUCAAUCUAACAUACCUCAUUAUUCCCGAACACCAAGAGAAGGAUAUGGUUUUAGACCUACAUCCGGAUCUACUACACCUACUACCUCUGCUUCUGCAUCUGCCUCGGGAAGCUUGGCAUACCCUUUCCCAUCGAUACAUCGCUCAACGAGAGAUGACGAAGAUGAUAUGGAUCAUAGACCGGAUGGUAGAUCCAUGGAUGAACUGAGAACGGAAGUCAGAGAUGAAUUGGAUAAGAAUGGACUGUUGAUUCAAGCUGCUAGGGGGGUUGUGAAGGAUGUAGCGGGAAAUGAGGGUGAGGAAAGAGGAAUUGCUGAUGAAGAAGGAUUGGGUUGGCCAGCCAAAUCUACCCAUCUCCGACUUCAUUCAUCGCCAACUGAGAAAGCUGCCAAUCUCCAGUUACUCUCUUCGGCCAUUCGAACGGUUCUAGAAUGUAUAGGUGAAGACCCAGAUAGAGAGGGAUUACAACGUACGCCCGAAAGAUACGCCAAGGCUUUGAUGUGGAUGACAAAAGGAUAUGAAGAGAGAUUGGUAGAUGUCAUUAACGAUGCAGUCUUUGCUGAGGAUCACGAUGAGAUGGUAAUUGUUAGAGAUAUAGAGGUGUUUAGUCUGUGUGAACAUCACAUGGUCCCUUUUACUGGUAAAAUAUCUAUCGGUUAUAUACCCAAUAAAUUGGUCUUGGGAUUGUCCAAACUAGCUAGAAUAGCCGAAACGUUCUCUCGAAGAUUACAAGUUCAAGAGAGAUUGACAAAGCAAGUAGCUCUGGCUGUUGAAGAAGCCAUAAGACCUAGAGGUGUAGCUGUUGUGAUGGAAGCUUCACACAUGUGCAUGUCAAUGAGAGGUGUACAGAAACCUGGUGCUACCACUGUUACCAGUACGAUGCUUGGAUGUUUCAGAUCGCAGCAGAAGACUAGAGAAGAGUUCCUCACACUCAUCAGAACACCCAGUGUCACUCAUCGUUGA
This is a messenger RNA of Kwoniella botswanensis, 1284 nucleotides long. RefSeq names its product GTP cyclohydrolase I. Bases 1 to 1284 code for a protein of 427 amino acids. The transcript has 5 exons. Gene Ontology annotation, molecular function: GTP cyclohydrolase I activity; zinc ion binding; GTP binding. The record is from RefSeq and is a predicted model, not a curated record. NCBI's taxonomy places the organism in Eukaryota, Fungi, Basidiomycota, Tremellomycetes, Tremellales, Cryptococcaceae. Gene Ontology annotation, cellular component: cytoplasm. Gene Ontology annotation, biological process: tetrahydrofolate biosynthetic process; tetrahydrobiopterin biosynthetic process.